Xiphophorus maculatus (southern platyfish) is the source of this 3895-nucleotide messenger RNA. RefSeq names its product tetraspanin-9 (gene tspan9a). The coding region runs from base 638 to 1660 and encodes 340 amino acids. The record is from RefSeq and is a predicted model, not a curated record. Gene Ontology annotation, cellular component: membrane. The transcript has 7 exons. Lineage: Eukaryota; Metazoa; Chordata; Actinopteri; Cyprinodontiformes; Poeciliidae.
GGGAAUGCCCGUUAGUUGCGUCUGCCGAUAAUAGCACAUCAGCCAGAGCGCUGCUACUGGGUGAGCAGAGCACAGGCAGCGCAGAGGACUGAGCCGCUGAGCGCACAAUGGUUCACCAGACAGGGAGCGUGAAGGGAGAGCGCAUCCGCACAUGUACAGGAGAGGAGGACUGAGCAGGAGCAGGGCAGCAGGGAGAGGAGCAGGAGCACGAGGAGGAGAAAAGUUACCCGGUCAGCAGCUGAGACUCACUUGGGUCUCAGUUCCAGUGGAGGAGCCAAGCACAUCAAUGAGCAGAGCAGGAGGAGAGUGAUAUUACAGCAGGGAGAGCUGCAACUUCUCAGAAUCCAGUCCUGUCAUAAGGCAAACAGGAGCCGCUGCACUGCUUACUCCAGGAUUAUCACAGGAAGGCAGAGGACUCUUACUGUGAACCUGCCCCCAAAAAAGUGCCUCUGCUGCUCCAUCCAACUCACUUCUGCAGGAGACCACAGGAAGGUGGAUGUAGUUGGGUGCCUUUGUCUUUUUUUUUUUUCUUCUAAACUGUGAAGCAGUGGAGAUUUGAAGGACAAGUAGUUCUGUCUUAUCUCUGGGACUAUGUUAGACUGUGCAUCAGCAGCAGCAGCAGCAGGCGCUCUAGAGCAUGGAGAAGUCCAGCAGUGAGGAGUCAGCCAUUCACCGUAGUCCAUCAGUAGAUAGCCGGGAUUCUGAUUUUCCUCAAGCCUCCACGUCUGGUCGGCCGUUCGGUGGCCGCGGCUUCACUGCCGGCGCUUUCUACGGCUCCACGGGGCCACGCAAAAACACACAGCAGGGGCCGGCCGGAGCGGCAGCCGACACCGGGGCCGCGGACAAGACCAACAAGUACAGCUCACCCAAAGGCAGCAAAUACGUAGUCUUUUACCUGGACCUAUCCUUUGUGUUCCUUCUAGAGUUCAAGAAGUGCAACAUGGCGAGAGGCUGCUUGUGCUGCUUGAAGUAUCUGAUGUUCAUCUUCAACCUCAUCUUCUGGUUGUGUGGCUGUGGGCUGCUUGGCGUGGGCAUCUGGCUCUCUGUGUCACAGGGCAGCUUCGCCACCUUCUCACCUUCAUUCCCGUCUCUGUCAGCUGCCAACAUGGUCAUUGCCGUCGGCGCAGUCGUCAUGGUGACGGGCUUUCUUGGUUGCCUGGGUGCCAUUAAGGAGAACAAGUGCCUGCUUUUAAGCUUCUUCAUCGUACUGCUGAUAAUUCUUCUGGCAGAGCUGAUCCUCAUCAUCCUCUUCUUUGUGUACUCUGAUAAGGUGAGCGAGAACGCUAAGCAGGACCUGAAGGAUGGGCUGGCUCUUUACAACUCAGAAAACAACAUAGGCCUUCGAAAUGCAUGGAACAUCAUCCAGGCGGAGUGGAAGUGCUGCGGAGUCAUAGCGUACACGGACUGGCACGAGGCCCUGAAGGAGAAGGUGGUUCCUGACCGCUGCUGCCAGGAGCAUUACCAAAACUGUGGCCGCAACUCCACCAACAUGUUCUGGAACCGGGGCUGUUUUGAGAAGGUGGAAGAAUGGCUGGAUGAAAACAAGCAUCUGCUGGGAACCAUAGGCAUGGUCAUCUUGGUAGUGCAGCUGUUGGGUAUGGCGUUCUCCAUGACGCUCUUCCAUCACAUCCACAGAACAGGGAAGAAGUACGACGCCUAACCUGGGCGGAGGAGCCCCACUGGCUGCUGGGAAGAGACUCUGAUUCCAACAUUCAUGCUUUCCGUCUCACUUCACCACUUGUGUAAAGCUUCCUGCUCUGCUUCCUGGCCUGUACAGAUUCCAGCUGUGUUCCUGCACCUUUCCUGCUCUCUCCUCCUCUCAUUCAUUUUGCCAAAGAGUAACACAACUGGAUCUGAAGGGACACCUACUUUUGGCAAGCAAGAGAAUAAUACUGGUUCUGAAUGAAAUAUACUUUGUUUUUUCUCAUCAUUUUUCUUGGACUAACAAUUUGCUGGAAGGAAAGUUGGAUUUUGAGACAAUGAAGACUGAACUAAACCCCAUACAGCAUCUCCAAGGUGACAAAAACCCAUGAAAUAGAAACUCCUUGUCUCCUUUCUGGAGGUUUUUUCACUCAUUGCUCCCUUUUUUCCCUUGUAAAUGGAUAAAGACCCAAUACGGCAUGCUAGUUUUUUACUUCACUGACUUGCGUGUCUCUGAAACUUUAGUUUUAAACUUCUCAGAUUUGUUUUUUAUUCAAACGCUCAGCGCUCCUGCAGAAUGCUGAGUGGUGAGCAGUUCAGCGUGGCGACCUGGUGGAUGUGUUGUGUGUCGGCUCGGGUUUGACGUCAAGGGGUACAGACAUGUCUGCGUGGUUUUUGUUGUAAUCCAUAAUUUUAUUUUUUUUUACUGCGCUGUAGAGAUUAGGGAAAAGGGAAAGUGUUGGAAGAACAUCAUGUGAGUGUGAGGAAUUAUCAGUGGAUUUAUUUGGCAUCAAAUUCUGCAAAAUCCGCUGGGUAAUAAAUUUUAAUUCAUAAAUCUGUCCUUGAACACGCAUUGCUGUGUUCAAAUUCCCCUGUGAGGCAACAUUCACAGCGUUAAGCUGUUUGUCAGCGAAGGGAUCCGGGUGAUAAAGUCUUUUUUUUUAGACGAAGUGUUUGUGUGUUUAUCUCUGUGUUUGUUUGAUCACUCAGAGGAGGUAAAACCUGGAAUCAGAGAGGAAAGAGUAACGGCAGACAUGUUUUCUCACUGCUGCAGCCAUCACUUGUGCAGGCAGGAGGAGGCCAGCAGCUUCUCCUCCAGCUCUCAUUCAUUCAGUCACCCUCAACUCAACCCUGCCUCCAUUUUUUUCUGUUUACACCCCGAUUCUCUUCCCACAUUUCAGGAAGCAGUGAGUUUGACAUUCCUGCUCAUUACUCAGUCACACCUCUGGUUUGCAACUUCACAUAUUUCAUGUAAGCUUACUUUUUAUGCAGCCUAAAGAGAAAUUGGUGGGGGGCUGGGAUCAAAGCCAAGGCGGAUAGAUAUAGCAACACAAACCCUGUAGGACACAUCUGUUUACGCACUGAUGCACCACAGGAAGCCGGGGCAUCAGUCUGCCUCCUGCAGACCAGAAAUACUCUUCAUCUGCUGGUGGCUUGAAGAGAAUGCCCCCCAGUUUAUCUCAGAAGGUAUAAAGAGGUGUGAAGAGCUACCUUUAUUGGAUGGGGAUCGGUUUAGCUGCGCCUGUCAGGCUUAGGUUAUUCAGUUUUUGACGUCUCCAGGGUAAAUUGUUUUGACAUCUACAACGAUGAAAAAGAAACAGCAAAUCAAGAGACAAGUUACAGAAAGAAAAAACCUGAGAGGUUUAUGGCUUUAUUUACAGCAGGGAUGCUCCGUUUACAGAGAACGAUGCUACGCUGCAGCGCGUCUGCACAAAGUGAAACAGGUCAGCUUUAAUCAGAGAGGCGGUUGAUUAGGUGCAAACUGGAGCAGAUCUGAUUGCAGAUUAAGCACAAAUGAUCAGAUAUGAGCAGUAAGAAGUGAAAAAAUAACAUCUGUCCUUUAACCCCGGCGUCCCUUUAGGUUGUUUUCUUAAAGAAUGUCAUUAAAAUAUUAUAUGCAAAAUAUUUUUUCACACAGCAACUAAUACUCACUAAUUAGUUUUAUUUUUAAUUUAAAUUUUUUAUUCUAAUGAAUUUUUUAGCGAUUCUUUAUUUGAAUCAAAUUACAUGAUUUGAAAAAUCCAGAAGGGACACAGAUUACUUUAUUUUGCUUAAAAUUAAUUACCUGGAGAGACAAAGACUCAUGAAAGAUUCUAAUUCAGCUGAUUACAUACGUCACCUGGUCGAUAUACACGCAGUAACUGGAAAAGUUCUGCAAAACUAAAAUAAAACAGAAGAAAUGUCCGAUGAUUUUUCAGGCUCACUCCUUCUCUGCCUUUCCAGCCUCUCCCGGAUCGUCUUUGUGGUUUUCUGC